ACAAGUGCUGCAGACAGAGUAUUCUAUCUCGCUGUGUUAAUCGCUCUGUUAUAUUUGCAUUCCUGUCUUUGCUGGUCAGGAGAGUGCAUGUGUCUGGGAGCUGGUAGCAGAAUUCACUCUAUGGAGUUCUCUACCUUGGUGCGGUGAAGGUAGCGGGUAGAUUUAGGAAUGUUUAAAGAAGCAUUAGAAAUGACCUUCACUCUGAAGCCAAACACAAUCUCGUGAAAUGAUCUUCUGAGAGCUGGGCUCGACUGCAUUUGUACCCAACUGUUAAGGAGCGGCACGAAGGUGGUGAUCUCAAGAUGUUUGCCUCACUUUACCUGGCAGCUUUUUUUUACUGCAUAUCUGGCCAAGCUCUUCUGAGCAAACUCAAGGGAGAUCGAAGAUACACCAGUAAUAUUUCCAAGUUAAUAUGUAGUGUACCUGGUUUACCUGGCCCACCAGGGCCACCUGGAGCAAAUGGAAACCCAGGACCUCAUGGACGCAUAGGCCUCCCAGGCAGAGAUGGAAGAGACGGCAGACCAGGAGAAAAGGGAGAGAAAGGGACAUCGGGAACCAAGGGCAAAGUGGGACGUGGAGGAGAUAUAGGCAGUAAAGGAGAUAGAGGACCAACCGGUAAAGCAGGACUCAGAGGACUGAAUGGCCUAAAAGGAAAAAUAGGACCACCAGGAAUGUUGGGACUUAGAGGAAACAAAGGACAAAAAGGAGAGCCUGGACCAUCAGGUGUUUGUAAAUGUGGGAGUUUAGUACUCAAAUCUGCCUUUUCUGUCAGCAUAACAACCAGUUAUCCAACAGAAAAAACACCAAUUAUAUUUAAUAAAAUCCUUCUUAAUGAGGGCGGUCAUUACAUCGCUUCCUCUGGAAAGUUUAUAUGCGCCAUUCCAGGGAUUUAUUAUUUCUCUUAUGACAUUACCCUGGCAAAUAAGCACGUUGCAAUUGCUCUAGUGCACAAUGGUGAGUAUCGCAUCAAAACCUUUGAUGCCAAUACAGGAAACCAUGAUGUAUCUUCAGGAUCGACAGUCAUGUACCUGAAGCCAGAAGAUGAAGUGUGGCUGGAGAUCUUUGAUUAUGAACAAAAUGGUCUGUUUUCUGAUCCAAACUGGACCGACAGUUUAUUUUCUGGGUUUUUACUUUAUCCUGAUGCUGAUUACCUAGAUGCAUUGGCAGAAGAUGAAUUGUAAUAGUUAUCUCCAAAUAUUUCUAUUUGAUUUCAAAGUCUUUUAUAAAGAUUCAAUAUAGUCUUUUAUGGUAAUGAAGACUUAUAGACAUUAUGGGAAACUGUUCUUAGAAUCAUUUAAGGAUUUGAUCAUCAGAUAAUGCUUGCUUGCAGACUUGUUUUAAUGUUAUUUAAUUUACUGAUUUAAUUAGGAGUGAUGUAUCUGAGAUCAACAUCAGUGCUGGUAUAUUCAACACAGGGGUACUGGAUGCCAUGAGUUUGGUUCAAAUUUUGAACAGCUCAGACCUUUUCAGAGGAAAUGUGAACACUCCUGAUGCAAUUGUUCCAAUUCACAAAUCUAGUCUUUUAUCAUUUACAGGAACAACAUUUUACACACCUUGACUGAUUUUGUUUAGAAUUUUUUUUUUGCAAGAAGGACAGGUUCUCUGUAAUAAUUCAUAUGGAGAAUCUGCAAGUUUAUUCUAUCACUAUGAACUUUUGGUUGCAUCUAAUUUCGCAAACCUAUUGAUGACAGAAAUUGCAAAUAUUUCAGUUUUAAGGUAUAAAGUUAGAUCAUCAACUUGUCUUUUCACAACGGAUUUAUGUGAUUAAUCCUCUUUUCAUUAUUUGUUAUGUUGAAUAUGAAUUACAUAUUUUCUGGAACUUGAAAGUUGUUUUACUUUUUGUUCAUGUAUAACCAAAUGUUAUGUUUAACUGAAUGUUUUAUAAAAACAAUACCAUC
This is a messenger RNA of Chiloscyllium plagiosum (whitespotted bambooshark), 1898 nucleotides long. It is a transcript of the gene c1qtnf7, whose product is annotated as C1q and TNF related 7. The record is from RefSeq and is a predicted model, not a curated record. Lineage: Eukaryota; Metazoa; Chordata; Chondrichthyes; Orectolobiformes; Hemiscylliidae. Gene Ontology annotation, molecular function: protein binding.